AGUUCACAUUUCUCUAUCUCUCUCUCACACGAACCUUUUUUCUCUCUCUCUCGCCGCCGCUCUCUUUAUUUUCUCUCUUGUGUUCUAAAGAUGUUCUUGCUGCUUCAUCUUCCAAUUCUUCAUCAGUUUUGUUUCUUCUUCCCAGAACAAAAAAAACGUUACUUUUCGACAACAAACGAAGAUUAUCGAAGAAAAUGGUGUAUCAGCUCAGAAUCUCGACAACUCGAUCGAGAACCCUUGAAAGUGAAGCAAGGAAAACAAUUCUUCAGGAACUCGAUUCUCUGAGAGAACUGGGGAAAACGACGUCUCUGAUCCAAUUGUUUGAGGUUGCUCCUGUUGCUGUGCCAGUUGCUCCUGUUGCUGUGCCAGUUGCUCCUGUUGCUGUGCCUCCACAGGUUGCUCCUGUUGCUGUGCCAGUUGCUCCUGUUGCUGUGCCAGUUGCUCCUGUUGCUGUGCCUCCACAGGUUGCUCCUGUUGCUGUGCCAGUUGCUCCUGUUGCUGUGCCAGUUGCUCCUGUUGCUGUGCCUCCACAGGUUGCUCCUGUUGCUGUGCCAGUUGCUCCUGUUGCUGUGCCAGUUGCUCCUGUUGCUGUGCCUCCACAGGUUGCUCCUGUUGCUGUGCCAGUUGCUCCUGUUGCUGUGCCAGUUGCUCCUGUUGCUGUGCCUCCACAGGUUGCUCCUGUUGCUGUGCCAGUUGCUCCUGUUGCUGUGCCAGUUGCUCCUGUUGCUGUGCCUCCACAGGUUGCUCCUGUUGCUGUGCCAGUUGCUCCUGUUGCUGUGCCAGUUGCUCCUGUUGCUGUGCCUCCACAGGUUGCUCCUGUUGCUGUGCCAGUUGCUCCUGUUGCUGUGCCAGUUGCUCCUGUUGCUGUGCCUCCACAGGUUGCUCCUGUUGCUGUGCCAGUUGCUCCUGUUGCUGUGCCAGUUGCUCCUGUUGCUGUGCCUCCACAGGUUGCUCCUGUUGCUGUGCCAGUUGCUCCUGUUGCUGUGCCAGUUGCUCCUGUUGCUGUGCCUCCACAGGUUGCUCCUGUUGCUGUGCCAGUUGCUCCUGUUGCUGUGCCAGUUGCUCCUGUUGCUGUGCCUCCACAGGUUGCUCCUGUUGCUGUGCCAGUUGCUCCUGUUGCUGUGCCAGUUGCUCCUGUUGCUGUGCCUCCACAGGAUCCACUGGAGCGAGCUCGAGCUCUGGCUAAGUUGAGGAGGGAGAUUGCAGCAAAAAAAGCAGCAAGGAAGAAGAAAGAUUCGGCUCCGUUUCAGUCGCCAGGGACUCGUGCCGAAAGAGCCAAGCACUUUGCCUCCACCUCACCAGAGUUCUAUUUUCCUAAGUAAUCUCUCACUACUUUCUCCCACUACGAUAUUAAAAAACCUCUUGUUUUUUACUGUGUUGACAAUGAAACUGCAUGUGUUUGGUUUUGGUAUUUCAACUCUCUGUAUGAGGAAUAAUUGAAUCUUGCCUCU
Molecule: messenger RNA, 1451 nt
Organism: Arabidopsis arenosa
Lineage: Eukaryota; Viridiplantae; Streptophyta; Magnoliopsida; Brassicales; Brassicaceae
Source: the annotation of a GenBank genome assembly